GGAGGACACGUGGCAGCCGCUUCCCGUAACUUUGUGUAUUUCCGAUCACGUGUACCAACAGAAGUGCAGAAAGAUGAAAGCAUUCACUAAUAUAAAGUAAAAAAUGCUAUAGCAAAACGAAGGAAAAAAUAAUUCCCCGCAUGGAUGUUGUAGGUUGGCGUACAAUGGCCCUACAACUGAAUGGCUCACAUGUCUGUGUUGGACAAGUUCUUAAGAAGUGCAUGCCGCACAGAGCUCUACAACCAGAGACCUCAGGAUCUUCCCUUUCUGGCACAAGUUCUUUUCCAGUGGUUUGAUUCCAUGCGCCACCCUGGUGCUGAUAUUUAUCAGACAAUUCAGCACUGACUGUCGGAAAGCAGGAGGAGAAACGGCGUCUUGUCUCAGCUGUGGAAAUGGGACUUUUUCUUUUGCUGUUUUCUGUGUUUGCUGUGACUACAGAAAUAUCCAGCGCUGCUUCAGAGCCAACACAACAUUAUCUAUCAGAACACUGCCAUGACCAGGACAUCUGUGAUAGAGAGUCAGCGAAAGGUGUGAAGAUUUAUGAUGGUGAGCCAGGAAGACUGAAAUGCCCCUUGUUUUCUGGAACAUGUAACUCCAGCUUUGCCCAGUCCAAGGAUCUGAGUCUGAAGUGGUUCUGGAAGGCAAAGCCAGAUCAGGGCUCUGAGCAGCCUGUGGAUUUCAGUCUCCCAGACCACAGAAUUGUUGAACGGAAGGAGAAGUUGUGGUUCCAGCCUGCCCUAUUAAAUGACACCGGAGAGUAUGUCUGUCUGCUGAGAAAUUUAAGCUACUGCGUGAAGGCCUCGGUAGGCCUGACAGUUCUCCAGAAAAACAAUGGCUCCUGUGUUAAUGAUCAGAUGGAGACAGUCACUGCUUUGAUCCCCAUAGAAGAAAAGCAGGAGCUCACCUGUCCCGAUAUUGAAGAAUUUAUACCACCAGCAGCUAAAUAUGAUGUCACCUGGCAUGAGAAUUGUCACCCCUGGAUUAAUGGGAGGUAUGGUAACUCUGACCGCGCUGUGAAGAACAAUAAAUUCAUUUUUUACAUCAUGAGGGAAAUUCGUAAAGGGAACUACACCUGUGUGGUGAACUAUUUGAAAAAUGGCAGACCAGUGACGCUCACUCGGACCAUAAAUGUCAAAGCUGUUGGUUCGUCUCGUUUACAGUACAAACCAGUGAUCCACAUUCCAAAUAAAGAACUUACUUUCACUGUGACACUUGGAGAGACGGCUGAAUUGCUCUGUGAGGCAUAUUUUCACUAUCUGAAAGACUCGGCCACUGAAGUGUGGUGGUCUGUGAAUGGCAAAAGAGUGGAUCCAAAUUCCGACAAAAGGAUGAAGAUCAACUCCAGUGAAGUUCAUGAACAGCUGGGGCACAAGAGUAUAAGACGAAUCCUGCAGAUUGACAAGUUCACCUCCGAGGACCUGAAAAAAGACUAUACAUGCUUUGCAAAAAAUAAAUUGGGAGAGGUGAACAGCAAGGCCAGAGUUGCUGCACAAGCUUACAUUCCGUCCAUAGAGCUUGGCUGCGGCCUUGGUGUUACCCUCUUCCUCAUGGUUAUAUUAAUAGUGAUUUACCACGUGUACUGGCUGGAACUGGUGCUGCUGUACCGAGCUUACUUUGGAACUGACGAGACCGUAGGAGAUGGGAAGGAGUACGACAUCUACAUUUCUUAUGCCAGGAACACGGAAGAGGAGGAGUUUGUGCUACUUACUCUCAGAACUGUUCUGGAGAAUGACUGGGGAUAUAAAGUGUGCAUCUUUGACAGAGACAGCCUGCCUGGAGGGACCAUAACAGACGACACCCUGAGCUUCGUUCGGAGAAGCAGACGUCUCAUUGUUGUGCUGAGUCCAAAUUAUCUCCAGCAGGGCACCCAGGCCUUGCUAGAGCUGAAAGCUGGCAUCGAUAACAUGGUUCUCACUGGAAAGCUCCGAGUCAUUCUGGUUGAGUUUAAGCCUGUGAAACAGGCAGUGUAUAUAAAGGAGCUGAAGAGGGCACGUCUGGCCCUCACUCUGAUCAAGUGGAAGGGGAAAAAAUCCAAAGACACAUCUUCCAGGUUCUGGAAACAACUUCACGUGGAGCUUCCUGUAAAGAAGGUGAAAGAGACAGUGCCCUGCGAAAAAGUCAACCAGAACUUACUAGUUUAAUGUUGUAGAAUUAUUUGGAUAUUAUCACAUAGUAUAAAUAGCAGGUCAAAAACUGCACAAAUACUCAUUAAACCUACCGUUACGAGGACCUAAAACAGAAACAAACUCUGAAACCUGAAGUAGUACAUUCAAUUCCAGGAUGUUUACUUGCAUUUCGGUUGCUGUGGUGGGAUCUUUGUGGUCUGGUGUGGCUUAAAGCUGUACUGAAAGGCACUGGCAACCCCACUUGGCCUUUCAUCAAUAACACUAAAAGACAUGCCAAAGACUGCAGCUUUACAAGGGCACACUGCUGGUGCGAUAACACAUGUGCAGACAUCUUGAAAAUGAUCCGCCCGGACACGUAGUUUACAGAAGCUUUAAACUAGAUGAUUAACAUUAUGUGAACAAUUAAAUUUUAUUUGACCACAAAAAAGUUAUUUAUGUAUCUACAGCAACAUGAAAUGCUACUUAUAUGCACUUGUAAAUGUUACCAAAUUUUCCCUAUUCAGACUUUUCUUGCGUUUAUUUUUUAUUUUCUCCUAUUUUAAUUUUAUUCACUUACAUUUACUGUGCCUUUCCAAAUUUGCUACAAAGUUGGUAUAUUUUAGUAUAUUUAUCUUAUCUUUUUAUAAGCUUAUUUUAUACUUAGGUGUCCAUUUAAUUAUAAAUGAUUUUAUAAUAUAGUGUCACAGACCUGUAGGCACUAUUUUCACAUGUAGUAAGACAAAAACUGCUGAUAGUUAUUAUUUUAUUAUGAUGAACUUAUUGAAGUUUGCUAGUCAGUCAAUUAUUUAUUGCUUAAACAUUUGAUUGUUUUAAGGAACAUGAAAUGACUGAAUAUUACAGAUCGUUAAGCUUAGUUUAUUAAUGAAAAACUACAGACUUACAACAUCAAUUAAUGUCUCACAAAUCAUCAGUUUUUGGAAGUUUGUAUUUGUGUCCUGUCUGUGCCCUUUGGACCUCUGUCCCCUUGUGUAGGUGUCAUAUUUUUGUGGUGCUUAUUGUGUAAGCAUUUAUCAUAUCAAUUUAUAAUUUCUGUAACCUGUAGUUUCUGUAACAUGGCCGUUUUAUUUUUGUUAGUUUUUGUUAUUUUUUUCAAAUGUUUAUUUUUUUACUUUUGCCAGUUGUGAACCAGACAUUCAUUUAGUUAUUGGUUAUUUUAGGAGAUUUAAAGAAAAUGAUUUAAGAAGCUUGGAAAACCAAAAACUAAUUUAAGCAAGCAGUAUGGCUUUGUCAUGGUAAAUUAACAGAAUCAGAGCAUCCAACACCAAAUGUCAGUAGAUUGCAGCUUUUUUAUAACAUAUCCAUCAGUUUACAAAGUAUUAGAGAAACUAAUACAAAGCACAAACUUUAGUGUUGUCAAGGCAUAUUUUACUUAUAAUUUUCUUUCUUUUUUAAGAGUACAACCUCCGAUCACUUGAAAUGGUGAUAUAUUUAGAGUGGUUGCUGUGUGAGAUUUAAGAAUAGUGUGGCAUUGUAUUACAAAUGAUAUACAAAGGCAGUAAAUAUGUAUUCAUUUUCUGAAAGAAAUGUUUCAUACAAAGUAAAAAAUACUAAAAGUAUGGAUGAAUUUCAUAUGUUGCAUUUUCAUAUAGAAAUAGCAGACAAUUGAUAAAUACUGUAUUUAAGUCUAGAAGCUGUUUAGGCCAUAAAGAGACUUGUAGAUAUCAUUAAUUGUGAGAGACAAUUUAUUUAAUGUACAUUGGCUUUCAUAUAGUGACAUUAUGAUUAUUUUGCACAUGACUUUUCAAAUGCUUGACAUGUAAAUAUAUUUUCACAUCCCCUCGUCUUUUGUUAAUUUCUUGUAUUUUGUUGUUGUAGAUACUGUAAGUAUU
This is a messenger RNA of Lepisosteus oculatus (spotted gar), 3955 nucleotides long. It is a transcript of the gene il1rap, whose product is annotated as interleukin 1 receptor accessory protein. Lineage: Eukaryota; Metazoa; Chordata; Actinopteri; Semionotiformes; Lepisosteidae. The record is from RefSeq and is a predicted model, not a curated record. Gene Ontology annotation, biological process: signal transduction. Gene Ontology annotation, molecular function: interleukin-1 receptor activity.